AUGGGAAAGAACAACAAAAGCUCGAAGGGCUCCGGCGACAAAGCUGAAGGCGGCAAGGCAAAGGCUGGAGCGCAGCUCAUCAACGUUCGCCACAUUUUGUGUGAGAAGCACGCAAAGAAGGAAGAAGCACUGGGCAAGAUCAACGAUGGAGUGAAGUUCGACGAGGUUGCCCGCAACUAUUCCGAGGACAAGGCCAGGGCUGGUGAGUUCACCUUUGUGUGCACGAAGAACAAAUUUAACAAGAUUAAAGGCGGUUCCCUGGGAUGGAAAGCCAAGGGCGAUCUCGACCCCAAGUUUGAGGAGGUCGCAUUCGCUCUCGAACCCAGUUCGACCAGUAGCCCUAAGAUCGCAGAGGUCAAAACUGAGUUCGGAUACCACAUCAUCAUGGUGGAAGGGCGCAAGUAG
Emericellopsis cladophorae is the source of this 405-nucleotide messenger RNA. Its product is annotated as Peptidyl-prolyl cis-trans isomerase-like protein. The transcript has 3 exons. The record is from RefSeq and is a predicted model, not a curated record. Lineage: Eukaryota; Fungi; Ascomycota; Sordariomycetes; Hypocreales; Bionectriaceae. The coding region runs from base 1 to 405 and encodes 134 amino acids. Gene Ontology annotation, molecular function: peptidyl-prolyl cis-trans isomerase activity; DNA binding. Gene Ontology annotation, biological process: rRNA processing.